AUGGCACACACUCUGGAGCCUCUAUCCCAGAUGCCCGUCAUCAAGUUCAAGGGCCAGGACUUUAAGACCCUGCGGGAUCGUUGCCUAAGCAGAGGCCUCCUGUUUGAGGAUGAGACCUUCCCUGCCGAGAGUUCUUCCAUAGGCCCGUUGCUGCUCCAGGGAAAACGCCUCUCCAGGCUGCAGUGGGAGCGACCAAAGGAUUUAUUGAUGGGUAAAGCAGAGCCUCAUUUCAUCCUGGAAGGUGCGAGCAGAUUUGACAUCCAGCAAGGGAAGGCAGGAGACUGCUGGUUCCUGGCAGCACUGGGCUCCUUGACACAGAACCCACAGCAUCUGCAGAAGAUCCUGACGAACCAAAGCUUUUCCCACCAGUAUGCAGGGAUUUUCUGUUUCUGGUUCUGGCAGUGUGGCCAGUGGGUGGAAGUGGUGGUUGAUGAUCGCCUGCCUGUCCUGAACAGGAAGUACCUCUUUGUGCAUCCUCUCAACAACCAAGAGUUUUGGCCGUGCCUGCUGGAGAAAGCCUAUGCCAAGUUCCGCGGAUCCUAUCAGCACCUGCACUACGGCUACCUCCCCGAUGCCCUGGUCGACCUCACGGGAGGGGUGGUCACCAGCAUCAGCCUGCACUCCUCCCCUUCUGACCUAGUGACGAUGGUAAAGACCGCUGCCAAGGCAGGCUCCCUGAUGACCUGUGCCACGCCGGCCGGGCCGACAGGGGAAGCCACAAGAAUGGAGAAUGGCCUGGUGAGCCAGCAUGCCUACACCGUGACUGGGGCCGAGCAGAUUCAGUACCGGGGGCGCUGGGAAGACCUUCUCCGCCUGUGGAACCCCUGGGGCCAGGACGAGUGGCAAGGGCGCUGGAGUGACGGGUCUCCGGAGUGGCAGGAAACCCGGGACCCACGGAAAAGCCAGCUGUAUGAGAACAAGGAUGAUGGCGAGUUUUGGAUGUCGCGUCAAGAUUUCCAAGAGAACUUCUCCUGCCUGUUUAUAUGUAACCAGUUUCCAGUCAGCCUGGACCUGGGACACAUGCCCCAUGAAAGAUGGUCCCAAAUGACGUUUAAGAACCGCAUGACUCCAGGGAACACCACAGGUGGACUUCAGAGGGACACACAGUACAUCUUCUCUGUGCCCGAGAGCGUGGAAGGCAACAAUGUCGUCGUGUCUUUCAACAUCGCGCCACAAAAUGUAAAGGCAGAAGAUGAGAAAUUUCCACUAAACUUCCAGGUGUUCAAGGUCGACCCUCAGUUUCAGCACUUCCGGGAGAGACUGCCGUCCAGCUUUUUUUCCCGAUUCAGAAGUGCUGAAAAGGGCAUCGUGACUAGAGCCAAGUACAACCUCACAAAGUGCUUCACGCUGAGCCCGGGGACCUAUGUGGCCGUCCCGUCUGCGCGCAGAGAAGCAGUUGAGUUCUUGCUUCGAAUCUUCCUGAAAAUGCCAGACCCGGACCGGAACCUGGGCAGCGGUUUCAACCUCAGAGCACUGCAGGCAAGUCUUCCAGAAAAUGGCUCCCAACAAAGCAUUUUCUACAAAUACGCCCAGCAGGGACUAGGCAUUGAUGCCACCCAGCUUCAGAGACUUCUCAACCAGGAAUUCCUGAAAGGACCUCCAGCGGACACCUUCUCUUUGGAUGAGUGCCGGAGCAUCGUGGCGCUGAUGGAUCUGAAAGUGAACGGGCAGCUCGACGAGGAGGAGUUCUCCAGGCUGUGGAGCCGACUCGUCAGCUGCCAGAGCGUUUUCCAGAACACCCAGAGGAACACAGGCAUUUUCCUGAGCUCGGAUUUGCGGAGGGCCAUAAAGGAUACAGACUUCCUUGCAGAGGUCUCCGUCGGCAGCGAGCUGCUGGAUCUCGUCGCCCUCAGGUACAGCGACAGCGCCGGCCGGGUCAGCUUCCCCAGCCUGGUCUGCUUCCUGGUGCGGCUGGAAGCCAUGGCAAAGACUUUCCGCAACCUCUCCAAGGAUGGAAGACUCUACCUGACAGAAGUGGAGUGGAUGAACUUGGUCAUGUACAACUGA
Molecule: messenger RNA, 2007 nt
Organism: Myotis lucifugus (little brown bat)
Lineage: Eukaryota; Metazoa; Chordata; Mammalia; Chiroptera; Vespertilionidae
Gene: CAPN13
Product: calpain 13
Exons: 21
Coding region: 1-2007 (668 amino acids)
Biological process (GO): proteolysis
Cellular component (GO): cytoplasm
Molecular function (GO): calcium-dependent cysteine-type endopeptidase activity; calcium ion binding
Source: RefSeq, a predicted model, not a curated record